CUCUAAGUCCAUCCAUGUUGUUGCAAAUGGUCUCGCUUUCAGCAGAAGCACUUAUGGACCCUGCACAGGGCUCUAUUACCUUUGAGGAUGUGGCUGUGUACUUUUCCCAGGAGGAAUGGAGACUUCUGGACGAGGCUCAAAGAUUCCUAUACCGCAACGUGAUGCUGGAGGUCUUUACACUUGUUGUGUCGUUGGGUAGUUGGCAUGGAGCAGAUGAUGAAGAGAUACCGGAGAAGAAUGUUGCUGAAGAAGCAUCACAGGGAAAUACUGCACAGGCCUAUCCCCACUGGGAGGUGUGUAGCCUGGCCUUGGAAGGUGAUCUGCUUUUAGCUGCUGACCUGGGAACAGUCCCUGGGCAGAAACUGUCCGGGGUAUGUGGGAAGCAUCACCAGCUCCAGCAGCAGCCCAGGAAAGGGAAACUCUUCAGCUGGAACAGGGUCCAGGCCUCCUGUAUGAGGAGCUGCAUAGUCCACACAUCAGAGAAGCCCUUUGCAUGCUGGGAGGUUGGGAAGGCCUUUCCCGCUACCCUGGGCAAGCCACCAAAGGCCAGCACAUGUGUGGACGCCUUUCACAGUGGACAGAGGAACUACAAGUGCAGUGACUGUGGCAAGGCCUUCUGCCGCAAAUACAGACUGGUUCAGCACCAGCGGGUGCACACCGGAGAGAGGCCUUACGAGUGCAGCGAGUGUGGGAAAGGCUUUAGCUACAAACACAUCCUUGUCCAGCACCAGCGCACCCACACGGGAGAGAGGCCGUACUCAUGCGGCGAGUGUGGCAAGGCCUUCAGCAACAAACCCACGCUUGUUCGACACCAGCGAAUUCACACGGGUGAGAGGCCUUAUCAGUGCAGUGAAUGUGGGAAAUUCUUUAGUCAAAGCUCCAGCCUUAGUGAACAUCAGAGAAUUCACAGUGGGUCACGGCCUUACAAAUGCAGUGACUGUGGGAAAUUCUUUACCUCCAACUCCAACCUUGUUAAACACCAGAGAGUCCACACGGGAACGAGGCCUUACAAGUGCAAUGAAUGUGGGAAGUUUUUCAACCAAAGCCCCAGCCUCAUUAAACACCAGCGAAUUCACACUGGAGAGAGGCCUUAUGAGUGCAGUGAGUGUGGGAAACUCUUUAGCCAAAGCUCUACCCUCAUUAAACACCAGAGAGUUCACACGGGAGCCAGGCCCUAUAAAUGCAGUGACUGUGGGAGACUUUUUAGCCAAAGCUUUGACCUCACUCAACACCAGAGAGUUCACACAGGCGAAUGACCCUUUGAGUGCAGUGACUGUGGAGAAUUCUUUAGCCAGAGCAGCCAACUCACUCAGCACCACAGAGUCCAUGUCAGGCACAGGCCUCACAAGUGCAGCAAAAGUGGGGAAGUCCUCAGUCAGAGUUCUGUUGUGCUGGAGCCCCAGAAGCUUCACAGCCCAGCCGGGCUUCAAGAAUGCAGCAAGUGUGGGAAAGCCUCCAGCUGACGGCCUCAUCUCAGGCGCCAUGAGAAAGUUCACAGUGGGAAAAGGCCUCAGAAUGAGCUGUCCCUCUAAUACAUACAAGAGGACUUUUGUCAGGGUGUCAACAGCUUGAAGUUCAAUGCCAUCUAUCUGCACAUCCAUAGCGUAGACAUGGCCUGUGAGUGCCAGUUUUGGAGGAAGUUCUUGAGCUGUUACCCUUUCUAAGCUGCCCAGGCUCUUGCCACAUUUAUGUCGCUGAGCCCAUAUGGUGCAUCAGACACCUCACUGGUCACCAACAGGGUAGGUGACCUCUGCUGUACCAUCCCCAGAGCCCCUGGACAUUGUUUUGUCUCUCCCGUCUAACUCGGACAUGGACUGAACAAGGUCUUACCAAGCAGAAGCUGGGGGCUUGCAGAGGUUCACAUAUGUAAUGGAAUUUAUUAGGUUCCAAGUCACUCUGCCUCAGUUUGCUCUGGCUUGUGUCAUGACUCUAAGAAAAGUUAAGCCCCCUUUCAUCUUGGGGGUUUCUUUCACUGGUGUAGUAGGGUUGAGAGGAGAAUUGAACUGUUUCCAGAGGUGAACAGCUUUUGUGGAUGCCCCAAACUCUGUCUGCCUCAGUGGGCAGAGUAUCAGAGCAAGGAAUAUUUUUGCUCCACUCUUUGCCUGGGAUAGAGUACAGGGCUCUGUGAGCUGGAGGUCAGCAUUUUUUUCUUAAUGUGUCAGAGCCCAGUCCACAGCUCAGGGAAGUGCACCACACAUGGGGACCUGCUCCAUUUUCCCCACUGGGGCCAGAACACAUCUUCAGUGGCAGCACUGGGCACCCAUGGGGAAGCACAGGGGCUGACAGUUGGUUUGCUCCACAUUGGAUGACAGAUGGCAGUAGACCCAGGCUUUUCUACCCAGUGAAAUUAGCAGGCAAGGAGCAAAAGCAGGGUGCUUACACCCUUCUCAAAUUAGGGUUAGACAAAAAGAUCGUCAGCUGCCCCCCACCCUCCACAUCUCUUGAUGUCAGGAUUUUUUUGUGGAUUCCAAGCUCACCUGACAAAGAGGGAAAAUGUGAGGGACCACGCGUGUGUUUUGGAGCAAAAUACAUAUUAAUAAUUCCCUUUUACACCUGCGAUUGUCAUGCCAAUUUUAUAAAAAUUUUUAUCCUAGCCAUCAGGUAUGUGGGAACUAUACUUGGUGACUUAAUGGGGAGGGAGAGACACGAAAAAACAAUAAGGAUGUCCAUUUCCAAAGUUGCACCCAUGAAUGUUCCAUUGACUGGAUGUUUAGGAGGUUUUUGCAGAAAUUGUGAGAACUUACAAAAAGCUCCAUAGCAUCUCCGGGCCAGCUGAACCUGCAUAGUGGGGGAAAAGAGAGUGAUAAUCCCACUCUGGAUGUCCCGGCAAAAAACAUCUUUUAUUCCUACUGGAGCAGAGCUCCAUGGCUGAGAGGCUGCAUGGAGGUAACUGCCAAAUUUCUACUUUCCCAAAAGGGGAUUCAGAUUUUGCCGUGAAACCAUUUAUUAUAAGUUCUUACUGGUUUAUAAUAAAGCAAGAUAUUUAAAAUGUACAGUUUUGGUAAGUAUUAGCACAUGUAAACCAUGAAACAUCAAACCCUUAACCAUUCAUAUUUAUCUUGUGAUCUCUGUCCCUGUAUUUCCAGACUUGGAAUUGUGAAUGUGUUUGCUCAUAUCUGGCUGUUCCUUCAUGAUAUAGAUGUGAAUAACUUAUUUUUUUAUUGAUUUUUCUUAAUGAACUAUAUUGUACUGUUUACAUAUACCGCCAUUUCAUCUACUUCUUAAUGGAUGAAUGGGAUUUAGUGGUUUGCAGUUUCAGUAUUACAAAUAAGCUUAUUAAACUCAUCAUGAAUGUGUAUUCCUUACAGUGUUUCAUAUGUGGCAGUGCAAUGUUGAGUCACAAGGGAGAUGAAAUGUUUACAUUCUAAGAAACAUGCCAAACUUUCUAAAAUCGCUGUACUUUUUUGAAUUCCUACCACUACACACUUUUAAAAUAGAAUAAUAAGAAACUAUGACCAUACCAAAUUGAUAUCCCACACUAGGGCUUAAUUGCACUUUCCUAAUGAUUUAUGAUGUUGAACAUUUUUAAUGUGCUUAUUUCAUGAAACCUGUUCACAAUAUUUGGAGGUUUUUGUUGUUGUAUUUUAACUAAGAAAGCAAUAAAAGAAGCAAAUGUAAAGUUCAUUCGUUACCUUUGGUGAGGGGAAUAAAUGUGUUUUUGAAUACUGGAACCAUGGUUCAAUUUGUUA
Molecule: messenger RNA, 3689 nt
Organism: Hipposideros armiger (great roundleaf bat)
Lineage: Eukaryota; Metazoa; Chordata; Mammalia; Chiroptera; Hipposideridae
Product: zinc finger protein 416-like
Exons: 4
Coding region: 15-1256 (413 amino acids)
Biological process (GO): regulation of cytokine production; regulation of immune system process; negative regulation of transcription by RNA polymerase II
Cellular component (GO): nucleoplasm
Molecular function (GO): RNA polymerase II cis-regulatory region sequence-specific DNA binding; DNA-binding transcription repressor activity, RNA polymerase II-specific
Source: RefSeq, a predicted model, not a curated record